Messenger RNA from Cuscuta europaea, 1598 nucleotides. The record is from the annotation of a GenBank genome assembly. NCBI's taxonomy places the organism in Eukaryota, Viridiplantae, Streptophyta, Magnoliopsida, Solanales, Convolvulaceae.
ACGACCAGUUUAAAAAUCCCCUGCCCUUUUCUACAACCACCAACAAUGCGCAAAUAUGUCUAUUUCCUGCAAAUGCCUGCUUCCUAAUUGCUUUAAGGCCGUCCCGGACCUCGAGUCUCCGAUCAGAGAUUCCGGCCACCAGAGGCUGGCGAUUGCCGACCUGAUCAGUGACCCCGGCUCGCCGUUGAGUGCCGCGGAUUUGUCCUCGAACUCUGUCAUCGGCUCAAACCUUCAUGUCUUUUCUCUGGCGGAGCUCAGGACGAUCACCGGCGACUUCUCGCCGGCUAAUAUCCUUGGAGAAGGUGGGUUCGGCCCAGUGUACAAAGGUUUCGUGACGGACGACUGCAGGCCCGGUCUCGUGGCCCAGCCGGUUGCGGUUAAGGCUUUGGAUUUAGAGGGGUUUCAGGGUCACAGAGAAUGGCUGGCUGAAGUGGUCAUUCUGAGCCAAUUGAAACAUCCCCAUUUAGUUAAAUUGAUCGGGUAUUGCUGGGAAGAUGAGCACAGGCUUUUGGUUUAUGAGUACCUGCCCAGAAGAAGCCUGGAGACCCAAUUAUUUCGAAAGUAUUCCACUUGCUUGCCAUGGCUGACUCGAAUAAAAAUCGCAGUCGGGGCUGCAAAGGGCUUGGCUUUUCUCCACGGGGAAGAAGAACCCAUUAUCUAUCGCGACUUCAAGGCUGCAAACAUUUUACUCGACUCUGAUUACGUUGCAAAGCUUUCUGAUUUCGGGCUAGCAAAGGAUGGUUCGGGAAGAGAUGAAGGACUUGUCGCAACUCGUAUCAUGGGCACCAAAGGUUAUGCAGCCCCGGAGUAUGUUAAAUCAGGCCAAUUGACAACUAAGAGCGAUGUAUACAGCUUCGGGGUGGUUCUAUUAGAACUCAUUACAGGAUGUCGUAGCGCAGACAAAUGGAGUCUUAGUAACAAGCAGGACUUGGUGAGUUGGGCUAAGCCUAUGCUGAAGGACUCACGCAAGCUCGACAGGGUCAUGGACCCGAGGCUCGAAUUUGAGUACUCAUUCCGUGGUGCCAAGAUGGUGGCUGCAUUGGCUCACCGGUGUCUGAGCCACUGCCCGAAGUCCAGACCGACAAUGAACCAUGUGGUUAAGACAUUAGAGGCGGUCUUGGACUUGAAGAUAAUACCACCAAUUGCUCCUUUUGUUUACAUCGUCCCUUCUGAUCAUAUAGAAGGACCAAAUAGUACAGAAAAAAUGCAUGGAGAUAAAAGAAAGAAAGAAAAUCAGGAGAAUGGCUGUUCCUUUGGGAUUGAGGGUUCUUUUACUUAUUCUGAUACUAGUUUAUACGUAGCUUUUAGGAAAGAGCUAAAAUGUGGAGCUAAUAAGCACAAGGAGCAAAGGAGAGUAAAUCCCAAUAUUUGAUGAUGAGUCGAUAAUCCACCCUCAAUUGGUGGUAAAUAGUAUAUGUACGUAAUUUGUAAAAUGUAAUUAUUCAUUAUAGUUUAAAUAUAAUUCAAUACACCCAAUAAGAGUAAUAUAUAUACUUCAAUUCUAAAUAUCACUUGCCUGACAUCAAGAAUCAUUUUUUUUCUUGAACCUUUGUUACUUCAUCCGUCUCUCUGUUUGGCAUUGAUAACAUUCAUGUCAG